Molecule: messenger RNA, 231 nt
Organism: Emericellopsis cladophorae
Lineage: Eukaryota; Fungi; Ascomycota; Sordariomycetes; Hypocreales; Bionectriaceae
Exons: 2
Coding region: 1-231 (76 amino acids)
Source: RefSeq, a predicted model, not a curated record
AUGCAGGUAUCUUUUGCCAUCUUCGCUGCUCUCGGGGGAGUCGCGCUCGCAGGCCCACUCCCCGACUCGAACGUGGCCCCGGCCAGCUCGCCUCUCCUCGCCGCGCGCGGCCUCUUCUGCAGCCAGGACUGCUGCUCCGGUCCUGAAAAGACUGUUUGCGACUGCAACAUUUUCGGCUGCAACUGCGAGUGGACGUAUGGCGGCGGCGGCGUCACCAAAAUCGGCUGCUGA